AUGUGUGUGUUCUCCUGGUCCCGUGUGCGGGGGAGAGGAAAGCAAGAAAAAAAAAAGGGGCUCUCUCUCUCUCUCUCUCUCUCUCUCUCUCUCUCUCUCUCUCUCUCUCUCUCUCUCUCGAAUCUCUCGAUCUCUCGAAUCUCUCUCUCUCUCUCUCUCUCUCUCUCUCUCUCUCUCUCUCUCUCUCUCUCUCUCUCUCUCUCUCUCUCUCUCUCUCUCUCUCUCUCUCUCUCUCUCUCUCUCUCUCUCUCUCUCUCUCUCUCUCUCUCUCUCUCUCUCUCUCUCUCUCUCUCUCUCUCUCUCUCUCUCUCUCUCUCUCUCUCUCUCUCUCUCUCUCUCUCUCUCUCUCUCUCUCUCUCUCCCUAUGAGCACACGUUGGUACCCGUUGAUACCAAGUGUCAGAGGGCUGGGACCAGGUCGUGA
Molecule: messenger RNA, 423 nt
Organism: Monosiga brevicollis MX1
Lineage: Eukaryota; Choanoflagellata; Craspedida; Salpingoecidae
Exons: 1
Coding region: 1-423 (140 amino acids)
Source: RefSeq, a predicted model, not a curated record